AUGGCCGACAUAGACAAAGUGAAAGUUCUGGUUGUUGGCGAUUCUGGUGUAGGUAAAACAUGCCUAGUUCACUUGAUUUGCCAUGGGGAACCUUGUUAUGCUCCCACAGCCACAAUCGGAUGUUCUGUAGAAGUCAAGUUACAUGAAUACCGAGCCGGAACCCCGGCUGAGAAGGACUUCUUUGUGGAGCUGUGGGACAUAGGUGGCGCUGCCAGUCAUGCCAACAGCAGGUCCAUCUUCUACCACCAGGUUCAUGGGAUAAUUUUGUCCCAUGAUUUGACCAAUCGAAAAUCACAUCAGAACCUAAGAAAAUGGCUGGUGGAGACGCUCAGCAAGGAUGAUUACAAACAAAAUAGUGGGUACGACUUUGAUCCGGAGCAGUUUGCUGGCAACCAGACUCCCAUUCUUGUCAUUGGGACCAAAGCUGAUUCUGCUCAAUCACUUCGGGAACAAAGUACACACCGGGCUUCUUCCAUAGCAGAAGAGUGUGGAGCUGAUGAGUUUAACCUGGACAGUUUACAAGUGAAGUACCUAGCACCUGGCUCCACAAAUGCUGUGAAAUUGUCCAAGUUCUUUGAUAAGGUAGUGGAAAGAAAGCUAUCAAGCAAUCAGGGACACAUCAGCCCGCCACAGACAAGACGAUGGAAGAACUCUCAUGCAGAUUGA
Candidula unifasciata is the source of this 666-nucleotide messenger RNA. The record is from the annotation of a GenBank genome assembly. Lineage: Eukaryota; Metazoa; Mollusca; Gastropoda; Stylommatophora; Geomitridae.